AGUUCAAUAUGAGAAAAUUAAAUCUCGGAAAGCUACGUUGUUCCACACAAUCAGCCGCCAAAAACCAGUCUCUGAGUGGCUCAUCAGCAAGAGAUCAGUCACAGACUACGAUUUCCAGUUUUUUCAUCACCAAACAUUGCCCGGUGAACGAUCCUUCCUCCAGUGAAACCGGCAGGACAACAGCUGAUGGAAAUAAGCUCACAAAGGGUGCUAAGAGGUGUGCCAGUAAUAUAUCUCACAGUGAAGACAAGAACAAUCCAAGCACACAUUCAAAAAGGCAAAGAAUAUGUCUAAAUCAGUCCAUAAAGGAAGAUGGAAUAGUUGAAGAUCAUGUCACACUGAACAAUAAGGAAGUACUGAGUAGUUCUACAAUGGCCAAAUUGAACUGCUUUAGAAAAGAUUCAAUCAUGACUAAUUUGCAAGUUGACAAAAAGCUGAGAAAUCUGCCAGUCACAGAAAUAUAUGGAGACAGAAUUGAGCCAGACAAAGAUCAUAAAAACAAGAGCAAUGGUGGAGCUAUCUAUGACAAGGAUGACGAUGGUUCAGAACCAAUGGAUUUUGAUGAAAGAGUUCAUCAGGAAAACUUAAAUAUCACUAAAUUUGCUUGUACAUCACGUCCAUCUGGAAGACCAAUUCAGAACAUCAAAAAUGUAGCAGAAAAGAAUGAAACAGAAAGAUAUAAACCUGUCAACUUAAGGACUAAAUCCACAUAUACACCUUUAGAACUUCAGUUUCUUGAAGUUAAAUCCAAGUAUCCUGAUGUCAUUUUACUUGUGGAGUGUGGCUAUAGAUACAGAUUCUUUGGAGAGGAUUCUGAGAUUGCUGCUAAGGAACUGAAUAUCACAUGCCAUUGGGAUCAUAAUUUUAAGACAGCAAGUAUUCCUACCCACAGACUUCAUGUUCAUGUCAAAAGGUUGGUCAGUAAAGGCCAUAAAGUUGGAGUAGUGAAACAAACAGAGACUGCUGCACUAAAGGCUGCUGGAGAAAAUAAGAGUAAAGUAUUCACAAGAGAAUUGGAGGCAUUGUAUACAAAGACCACCCUGGUUGGGGAGGAUAUGAAGACUAUGGAAGAUUUAGAUGAAGCAGAUUCUGUGGAGAUGGGAAGUGGAUAUCUCAUGUGUCUUGUUGAAAGUGAUCCACAGGAUUCUAAAAUAAGCAGUGAUAGAAAGUUGUUUGGAUUGGUGGCAGUUCAACCAUCCACUGGUGAUGUCAUCUAUGAUGACUUUCAAGAUGGGCCAAGCUAUAUGGAGCUGGAGGCACAUUUGGAACACAUCUGCCCUGAAGAAUUACUGCUGCCUGAAUCCCUGACCAUCCAAACAGAGAACUUCAUCAAGGAUUUUGUUACAAGGGUGCAAAGACCAGAGGAUAGUAUAAGACUUGAAAGAAUGCCUGAUCAAUUUUUUGAUCAUUCUACUUCUCUGAAAUGCAUUACUGAAUUUUAUGAGGAACAAAAGCCAGUGAGGAAUGAAGAACUCUGCAAAGUAAACAUUACCCAGGAACUGCAGGAAAACAGUUCAGCAUUGGAAAUAAUCCUCAAGCUUCCCAAAUCAGUUCAGUCUUGCUUUGCUGCACUUGUCAAAUAUCUUAAAGACUUCAGGCUGGAAAAAAUUUUCAGGUUGAUAAGUAACUUUUCAAGAUUUUCUGUACAGAACAAAUUUCUAAAAUUAAAUGGACAAACUCUGAGGAACUUGGAAAUAUUUAAGAAUCAGACAAAUGGUAAUGAAAAGUCGUCACUCUUCUGGAUCAUUAACCACACAACAACUGCAUUUGGGCGAAGGCUUUUAAAGAAAUGGAUUUCACAACCUCUUCGAGAUGUUAGUGAGAUCGAGAAGAGGCUUGACGCCGUGACAGAGUUGUGCGGUCCUAGUGCAUCAUGUUUAGCAUCCUUAAAAGGCCUUUUGUCGCAGCUUCCCGACCUGGAGAGAGGAUUAUGCACCAUUUGCCAUAAAAAGUGCACACCAGCAGAGUUUGUCACAAUAACAAAAUCUCUGGUAAGGAUUGCAAAACACCUUCAGUCAAACAAAGAUGUUGCCACGAGCAAACUUGAAUCUUCACUUCUAAGAAACGUUUUCACUGAGGUGCCAACGUAUUUGGAGGAUGUUGAAGAUUUUCUUCGACUGGUUGAUGAAAAGGCUGCCAAAGACGGUGACAAAACCAAGCUGUUUUGUGAUCUAACGCAGUUCCCCAUGAUAAUGAAAUGUAAUUUGGAAAUUGAGAAGAUUCUGACCGACUUAAGGAACCAUCGUUCAGAGUUUAGACAGGUGUUACGACAUCCAUCUUUGGAUUACUGCUGUGUUUCAGGAAACGAGUUCUUAAUCGAAGUAAGGAACACGAAUUUGAAGACUGUGCCUGCCGACUGGAUAAAAAUAAGCGCUACGAAACAGGUGUCAAGAUUCAGGACACCAUUCGUAGAGGACAAGUUCAAACUUCUUUGCCAGUGGCGAGAACAACUGUCAAUCUGCUGUCAGGAGGCGUGGCUAGAAUUUCUCGCGCUCUUCUCGGAAGCGUGCGCAAGAUACCGGCGUGCCGUAUGUCAUAUCGCCACGCUCGACUGCUUGUUCUCCUUGGCAACCGUGGCCAGUCAGCGAGGUUUUACCAGGCCUGUCGUAAAAGACUGUGAAGCCCAUAUUUACAUUAAACAAGGACGACAUCCAGUGUUGGAUACGCUUCUCUCAGAGAAUGAACAGUUCGUCCCGAAUGAUACGCAAAUGGAUGUCAACAGCAAUCGCUGCAUGAUCAUUACAGGACCAAACAUGGGAGGAAAAAGUUCUUACAUAAAACAAGUUGCUUUGAUUGUUAUUCUCUCCCAGGUCGGCUCUUUUGUACCGGCCGAAGAAGCACGGGUUGGAGUUUUAGAUGCAAUUUUUACCAGGAUGGGUGCCACAGAUAACAUUUACAAAGGACAAAGCACAUUCAUGGUUGAACUUCAGGAAACGUCUGACAUCAUUGCCCAGGCUACUCCUAAGUCACUUGUCAUUCUGGAUGAGCUAGGCCGCGGUACUAGUACCCAUGACGGCACGGCUAUUGCCUAUGCUACAGCUCACCACUUCAUAAGUAAGAUAGCAAGCUUGACUCUGUUUGUAACACACUAUCCGUCUCUUGCGGAGCUGGACGGAUUAUUCCCAAACCAAGUCACCAACAGCCACAUGGCAUUUAUGACAUCAGAAGAGCCAGGCGCCAAACACUGUGACGAUGGUGGGGAAGGCGAAGACAACAAUGUCAUGUCUCCCGUACCGUCAGUUACGUUUCUGUACCACUUGGUGAAUGGAGCGGCCGCGAGAAGCUACGGGUUAAACGUUGCUCGCCUGGCGGGAAUUUCGAAUGAAAUCAUUAACACAGCAGCCGCAAAAUCACGAGAAAUGGAGAAUUUGAUCAUGUCAAGACGAUCCAUCAAAACUAGUUUUCAGGAAAUUUUCUCAAAGUCGCCAACAACGCGCGAAGUUAUCGAGCAGCUGAGGACUGCUUUGCAGAAGAUUUCACCCGAAAUCGUUUAACAUUUAUUUCCUCGUUUUCACGUGCAGCCAAACAAUAGGAUAUUUAAAGAAAGAUGUUUUUCAUCUUGUCACAAGCGUUGGACAAAGAAAAAAUUCUGAGUCCCCAUGAGGAAUCGUACCUCAGACCUUCGGAUUCCGCGCUCCGAUGCCCUACCACUGAGCCACAGAGACUCCACUUUGAGCAAGGUUCAUAUGACACGCGUCCAGCAUACUGCUAGGAUCAGAAAUGUAGAUAGCGUUAUGUUUGUAGAUAGAAAUGAGAGAGA
Messenger RNA from Pocillopora verrucosa, 3760 nucleotides. Its product is annotated as DNA mismatch repair protein Msh3. Gene Ontology annotation, cellular component: nucleus. The record is from RefSeq and is a predicted model, not a curated record. Gene Ontology annotation, molecular function: ATP-dependent DNA damage sensor activity; ATP binding; mismatched DNA binding. Lineage: Eukaryota; Metazoa; Cnidaria; Anthozoa; Scleractinia; Pocilloporidae. Gene Ontology annotation, biological process: mismatch repair; mitotic recombination.